Molecule: messenger RNA, 825 nt
Organism: Fusarium sp. VM40
Lineage: Eukaryota; Fungi; Ascomycota; Sordariomycetes; Hypocreales; Nectriaceae
Source: the annotation of a GenBank genome assembly
AUGAAGUUCUCAACCUCUCUCCUCGCCAGCGCCUUCGCUCUCUUCACAGCAUCAUCUGCCUCAGCUGUCGCCAGACAUGCUGAAUAUGCUCCCCAAGAUGCCGAGCCGACUUGUAUCACCCCAGGUGCCAUCCCCAAUAUCACAGGCUCCCAGAUCCGCAACGUCGGCGUCGUCCUCUUCCAGGCUCUCGAUAUGAUCGAUGUCUUUGGUCCUCUCGACCCCCUCCAGCUCAUCUCCCUCAGCGUCCAGAAGCUCAACCUUCAUCUUAUCGCCGAGACGCUUGACCCUGUUACCACAGCGCCCGUAUCCAUGAACAAGUUCAACUCGAGCUUCUUCCCCACGAUCCCACCGACUAACACGUUUGAUGACGAUCUUGAUCUCGACCUUCUUAUCGUCCCUGGAGGCGGCGGUGCGCGUAGCCCGAAUCUUCAGGCUGUCACGGCUUAUAUCGCCAAGAUGUACCCCAAGGUCAAGAUCCUGAUGACAAUCUGCACCGGUGCUGGUGUUGCGGCCAGAGCGGGUGUCUUGGACGGACACAUGGCGACAACUAACAAGAAUGCCUGGGCGACUAUGAAGGAGAUGGGACCCAAAGUGAACUGGGUAUCUCCCGCUCGUUAUGUCAUCGAUGGAAAACUCUGGUCUUCUUCAGGUGUCACUUCGGGCCUGGAUCUGAUCUUUGCUUUCAUCAGCACUUUCUGGGGCACAGAGCAGUCUGAACGCAUUGCCAGCAUCGUCGAGCAUGUUCCUCGUGCUGCGACUGACGAUCCCUUCUCAAAGCACUUUAACAUCCCGCCCACUAAGGCCCAGCCGUGCUCCCAGGCUUGA